AUGAACAACCCAGAGAAGGUUGGUUCCAUGGUGUUUGGCCAUGUGCAAGGAGAUGCUGGACGCCCUGCUCAGUGUCCUGGCCCCGAGCCCCGCGCCCCAGGCCCCAGGCUAUACGGCUGCCCGCAGAGGCGCCGAAAAAAGCUGAGCUUGCUCCUACCCGUGUGUGCCUGGCGCGCAGCCCCUCUCCCAAGACUUUACUGCGGGAGUGCCCAGCGCCAGAGAAACAACAUACAGCCAACCUGGAGAGCACUUCCGGUCUUCACUGCGCAGACAGGAAAUGCUCUCGAAGGCGCGCCCGCGGCCGCAGAGAACGACGGGAAGCGCGGCGGCGCAAGCGCGUUGUUCUUCUCCGUUGAGACGGUUCCGCGGCGGCGCAGGAGCACACAGGCAAUCCUCACCUCUGCAAAGCAGCCUGAACACCUUGAAUUGAGUAGGAUAAUGGAAGAAUCUGAUGAUGAUUUCAAAGAACUCUGUGCCAGCUUUUUCCAAAGGGUGAAAAAGAAUGGAGCCCAGGAACUGUUGGGGAAAAGGAAGAAGCUAAAAACCUCUGACAGCACUCAGAAAAGAAGUACAUUAAAAAAGCCCAAACAGACUACUGCUAAGGGCAAAACCCUUCCAGGCCCAGUGGAGAGGAAACUGAGGCCAGGCAGCCAGACCUCAAGGGCUAAAAAUCAGCAGACCACCAAAUUACAUGAUUGGAAAUCAGCUGCUUUCACUGUUAACAGGGCGGGUCCUCUGACUAGCCCUACUUCAAAUCAGCCUGCCAUUUGCAACAACGAUGUGCAGAACACCCAGACAGAAGGUCCUUCUAGCAACGAUGUCCCACCUGCUGCUUCUAUGAUACCCAGUCCCUCCAAGCUGCGGACAGCAGAGCUGGUCGUCCAGCGAAUGCAGCAGUUCAAGAGAGCCGACCCUACACGUCUGAAGCAUUCUUCUGGAGCCUACUCACCUAAGGCUGCGGUUUCAGAAAACACCCCAGAGGACCCUCCUGAGGAGAUGGUGGUGGGCAACGGCUGUGGGCCUGGGUCCCCUGCCACAGAUAGUGAUGCGGCAGUGGCUUCAGCCCUGCAGCAGGAGCUGGGGCAGGAACGAGUGGCUACCCGUGAAGAGGACCUGGAGGAGAAGGGGUGGUUUUUCUGCCAGAUCUGUCAGAAGAACCUGUCUGCCAUGAAUGUAAUGCGGAGAGAACAGCACGUGAACAGGUGCUUGGAUGAGGGUGAGAAGGCACUGGAACCCCCUGCCCCUCCGAUCCCUGAGUGCCCCAUCUGUGGGAAGCUGUUCCUCACCUCCAAGAGCAGGAGUGCUCACCUGAAGCAGUGUGCCCUGAAGAUGGAGGUGGGCCCCCGGCUUCUGCUGCAGGCAGUGCGGCUGCAGACUGCACAGGAUGAGGGAGGCCCUAGCCCUCUGGUGUCUACAUUGUCAGACCAUCAGGUUGGGACUCCAAAACGGAAAGGAGCCCCCACCAAGAAGGAGACCCAGAAAAGGCAGAAGGUCAUCCAGCCUGAGGCGCUUUCGGAGGACAUGCUGGUGGCCAUGGCUCUGUCCCACUCAGAAGUGGAGCAGUGUGGCACUGUGCCGACCCUCAAACUGGAGAGUGCUUUUUCUGAGAGGAUAAAACUGGGAGCAAAGAAGAAGAGUCGCAAGAAGAAACUACCUGCUUCUCUGCCCCCACUGUUAGUCCAGGACACCGAGGCCACGUGGCGACAGACAGAGGAUCACGUGGCUAUACUCUUAGCUGAGGAAGUAGAGUUCUCCAGCACGCCACCACUGCCCUCAAGCCGGAUCCUCAAGAAGGAGUUGGUGCCUGAGGGGAGACAGAAAUGUCUGUGGGAGGGCAGCACCCUGUUUGGAAGCUGGGCCCCAGAGGCCUUCUACACGGCAAGCCUGGUGCCAAUCCUUUUGCCUCAGCAACUUGCCCAGGGUCCCACAAAGGAGCCGACAUCGUCUUUAAUGCCACUUGACCAGCUAGUGUCGGGUGUGUGUGUACCCCCUAUCCACCACAGUCCCUCACACAAGGACUGCUGUCCCAGAGGGCACCAGGCAGAGCCCAGCCCCAGGAAGGAACUGCCUUCUUCCAGCCAAAGGGAGCGCCAGGCCCUACAGGACCUUGUGGACCUGGCCCGAGAGGGGUUGGGGCCCAGCACUAGGGGCCUGGCAAGCUGGGGCAAGGAAGCAGCUCCCUCUCCCAUCACAGAUCUGGUGCCCAGCAGCUUCCCUUUGUCGGGGUUUGUUCUGCCACCCAAGGAGGAGCACCUUGAGGACAGUGGCGCCUCGCUUGUCUCCCUUGGCCUGCUGGUCUCCGAUUUCGGUGCCAUGGUCAAUAAUCCUCACCUGAGUGAUGUCCAGUUCCAAGUGGACAGCGGGGAGGUGCUUUAUGCCCAUAAAUUUGUGCUUUAUGCGCGGUGUCCGCUUCUCAUCCAGCACGUAAACAGUGAAGGCUUCUUUGCGGUGGAAGAUGGAGACAUGAGGGUCCAGCGUGUCCUGCUGAGUGACGUUAGCACACAGGUGGUUCACGCCUUCCUGCAUUAUCUCUACACUGCGGAUGCCAGCCUGAACUCCCGUCUGACCCCUGACCUGCGCUCCCUCGCCCUCAGGUUUGGUGUGAACGCACUCGUCCAUCUGUGUGACCAGGCUCUGCUCAAGCUGGACACGGAGGAGGAGGAAGAGGAGCACUAUGAUAGCAGAGCUGACAGCUUCCAAGAGCUGCUGCGGACUGUGUGGGCAGAUGAAGGGGAGGUAGAGACCCCCCUGAGAGCUGAGGGCCACAGGGAGGACAGAGAACAAGUGGACGAUGAUGAAAUGGAAGAGAUCUACGAGUUCGCUGCUACUCAGAGGAAGCUCCUCCAGGAGGAAAAACUGACUAAGGGGGCCACAGCUACUGAACAGCCCAGGGAGGACUGUCUAGCUCCUGGGUGUGUCAGAGCAAGUGUCCUGGUCCACACAUCCCUGGAAACUAUAGGAAAUGGGCAAAGGAGUGAGGAGGCCCCAACCAGAUGGACCAGUGUGGGGCAGCCUGGUUCCCUGUCCCCCCAGGGCCAGUGUCCCCACAGUGAGGUGGCUACAAGGAAAAUUCCAAACCAUUCCAGCUUUGUGAGCCCCACUGAUGAGUCCUGGGCACAGAGGAGGAUAGGUUGCCUUCCGUGCCCCAUUGAUGGUCACAAACAGCUUUUCUCAUCACCCCAAGAAUAUAGUGAGCCCCACCGGAUAACAGAUGGCCAAAAGGAGCAGAAGAAGGUGGUAGAGGAGACCUCCCCCAGGCGACCAGGCCCCACCAUGGCACAUUCCCCUCAGCGAGGGAGUCCCUCCUGGUCCUGCCCACAUCCUUUCCACACAGAUGACAGACCCCUGUCAACACCCCACUCGUGCAGUGCCACUUUCAGGGCAGUCUGCCAGGACUCACUGUCCCCAGACUUGCCGUCCAGGUGGAGGAAGGACAUUGGUGUCCCCACACUGCUCACAGACCCAGGCCACCAGGAGGGCAAAGAAGUUGGCUCCACAUGGGCAUGCAGGAGUAAUAGGGUCCCUGUGUCCCCAGAAAAGUCCCUGUCCAUCGACCUCACCCAGCCAGACUCUGGCCACUUGUACCCUGGACCACCUCCCUCUCUACCCAUCUCGAGGAGGGAUGAUGAGGUCAUCCUCUUACUGGAUUCAGAUGAAGAGCUGGAGCUACAACAGUCCCGAGUGAAGCCCCCUCCUGACACUCCUGCCAAGGAAAGUCAAGUGCUAGAAGCCAGCCCCCGGUCCGUGGAGCUGUUCUCUGUCAUUGACAUUGAUGCAGAUCUGGAAAUUUCUCCCACCCCACUGAGCCAGACACAAGGCAGGCUGUUGGAGUGCCUGAGCUCUCCGCGUAGCAAAAGGCAGCUCCGGCUGUUCUGUGAUGGACCAAGUAGCCCUGAGCAGGAAAACACCACAGACACAUCAUGGCUGGUGCCUGCAACCCCACUGGCCAGCAGAAGCCACCAUGGCUCAUCCCAGGGCCGGACCUCUAGGCCUCUGAUGCACAAAAGUAGCCACUUGGAACCCAGAGUCGUGUCAGAACAUGAGGAGGCCAGUGGAGUCACCAACAUAUUGCCGGUCAUCGUACCCCAGACAGCACCCCCACUCCUGCUGCCCACUUCCCCAUGGAGCUCAGGGGGAGAGAGGUGGGCCUCCAGGACCCUGUCCACUCCACAGCCCAGGCAGGGGCAAGACUCCUCUCCUGGGGCUCCCUGUCCUCGCCAGCUGACUCUGGCCACUGCUGAGGAUGUGGUAGAAGUUGAGGACAGUGAUGAUGAGCUGGGGGUGGCCCCUCACCAGGCAGACAGCAGCCCUUUGCCAUCUGGGGAGCCCUCCAUCCCUGUGGAUGAGUGCUGUUGGAGUAUUGAGCCCCUCUCGCCCAUUCCCAUCGACCACCUAAACCUUGAGCGAACUGGUCCCCUGAGUACCAGCAGCCCUAGCAACAGGGCCAGGGAGGCCACAGACAGCCCAGCCUGUGGUUCCUCAGGCCUCUUGGCCACCACCCCCAUCCGAGGGAGCUGUCCUGACCACAGGGAGUCCCAGGAGCAGUCCCCCCGAGCUGGCUCCCCAAGGAGCAGUAGGCUGAGCUUGCUGAACUCGGCCCUGUGGGAUGACUGGGAUGGAGAAGACAAGUCGCUCGAGGUCCCUCCUCUGGCCCAGAGACUCGGCAUUAAGCGAGCUAGGCAGCCAGGCAGCUGCGAGACCCCAAAAGGCGUUUAUCAGAAGAAGAACUUGCCCCCGAAAGUGCCCAUCACCCCGAUGCCACGAUAUUCCAUCCUGGAGACUCCAGUACUGAAGAAAGAGCUGGAUCGGUUUGGAGUCCGCCCACUGCCCAAGCGCCAGAUGGUCCUGAAGCUGAAGGAGAUAUUCCAGUACACUCACCAGACCCUGGACUCGGACUCGGAGGACGAAAUCCUUUCCUCACAGGUACCCCCAGCCCACACUACCCUGGACAUCCGGACUUCAAGAGCAGGUGGCCAGCCCCCAGCACAGGCCACUGCUGGCCCCAGUCACCAAAGGCACAAAGAACCCACUGGGAUGAAGGGGGUCAAGAGUCCCCGGUGUAAAAGGAGACAGCCAGAGGCCAGCCCCCAACCACAGCACAUGUCACCACCCACGGAGGGGCCUGCGUGCUCUGAUGGGGACAACUGGCUCCCAGCUUCCCAGGAGUCUGCGGUCACCUCCAUGGACAGCAAUGAUGGCUCCGUUGGUUCCCAGAGCUCUUCCUGCCAGGAGUUUGAGUUCGGGGCAGCCCUUGAGUCUGAAGGCGACAAUGGUGAGGAGGGAGUCACCAGCUCACAGGCAGCAGCCAAAGUGGCCGACACAGAAGCAGCAGUGUGGCGCUUCAUUCGUUCACAGCCAGCACUGUACCGCAGGGUCCUGCUGUACCAGCCUCUGGAGCUGGCGGAGCUGCGCACAGAACUGCGUGGACAUGGCAUCCACAUGGCUGCAGGCCGGCUCCUGGACUUCCUGGAUGCCCAGUGUGUCACCUUCACCACCAGCGCUGCCAGAAAGGAGCAGCUGGGCAGGCAGUGCCGGCGACCUAGGGGCAGGAAGAGACGUGGGCAGGAAUGA
Messenger RNA from Elephantulus edwardii (Cape elephant shrew), 5571 nucleotides. RefSeq names its product SLX4 structure-specific endonuclease subunit (gene SLX4). Gene Ontology annotation, cellular component: nucleus; Slx1-Slx4 complex. Gene Ontology annotation, molecular function: DNA binding; enzyme binding. Lineage: Eukaryota; Metazoa; Chordata; Mammalia; Macroscelidea; Macroscelididae. The record is from RefSeq and is a predicted model, not a curated record. The transcript is spliced from 19 exons. Gene Ontology annotation, biological process: interstrand cross-link repair; resolution of meiotic recombination intermediates; meiotic DNA double-strand break processing. Bases 1 to 5571 code for a protein of 1856 amino acids.